This is a messenger RNA of Xiphophorus hellerii (green swordtail), 1679 nucleotides long. RefSeq names its product transmembrane and coiled-coil domains protein 1-like. The transcript is spliced from 4 exons. Gene Ontology annotation, cellular component: endomembrane system. Lineage: Eukaryota; Metazoa; Chordata; Actinopteri; Cyprinodontiformes; Poeciliidae. The record is from RefSeq and is a predicted model, not a curated record. The coding region runs from base 638 to 1312 and encodes 224 amino acids.
GUAAUUGAAACUGCUAAAAUUGGGUUAAGAACCGUUUAACAUAUUAAAAACUAUGACAUCAGGAGCUAUCCUCGCAAAAGAAAUUGAGUCAAAAACAUGUUUCAAGAACAUCAGUGAUCAAAUUUUCUUUGGUAAAAUCAAAUCACAAGAAAAACAGCAGAACUCAAUGCUGUGGAGAUAACUUAGCCUUAUGAAAACCUCUAGUGAGGUGAUUUGUAAAAAAAAAAAAGGUUUGAGUUUGCUAGGAGCAUAAACAUCUGACUCUGAUGUAGUAAAGGUCAAAAGUCAAAUAUGUGUUCUGAUGAGUCCAGGAUUUUCCCUUUUCCAGAGUGAGCAGAGGUAGAAGAAAAAUAUACUCAUCACAUUUAAACCGUCUGCAGUAUAAGCCGCCUUUAAAAAAAACAAAACAAAAAAAAAAAACCCCAACAAAAAACGUGUAUUCUGAAUGAAAAAUGUCGGAAAUACUUUCAUUUAAAACCAAAGGUCGACAGAAUCGUUGCCUAGCAACGUAACAACCUAUUCGUUCGGAAUCAAUUCCGAUUCUUAACGUCUCGCAGCCGCAACAGCUACGGUUAACCGUUAGCUUAACUCUUGAAACAAGUUAUUUUAUCAACGACAACUAACCAAACUCCCAUCGAUGCCUCGUAAGUUGAGUUUCUUUAAAACCAGACGGUACAGCGGAUCUAGUACCCUUGCAUCCAGUGAUGUGUCACUGGAUAUAUCUAAUGAUGCUUUCGAAAACCAGGAUUGUUUGUCGCUUAAUUUGGAAGAUGGUCUGUCAACCGAAAUGUGUAGCAGUAAUAAUCACAGCUCUACGGAGAAAUCUGCCAUCACAAAGGAUCAUCACAAUGACAAAGAAGCGUCUGGUCCUGAUGGCACAAUCCUCGAGCUCCAAGAGUUUAGAGAAACCCAAAUCCAACAAGAGACGUGCCUGCAAACCCUCCGAGCCAAGUACCACAGAGAUUUCGCUAUGAUAAAACAGGCACUUGAAGAAGAAAAAUCAAGCAAAGAUGUUUUAACAAAGGAACUUGCUGACAUCACUGAACUUUAUAAGAAUGAAACGCAGAACUUGAAAGAGGAGCUGACCAGUACACAGGAGAUGAUCAAGCAUCUGGUUUUAAAAGCUACGACAGAUAUUCAUGAGGUGCUGGGGGCUCUUCAGUACCGUUUGGAGCAGCUUGAAGAGCAGCAACGGCAACAACAGAAGCCUAUAAUCCUUGAAAAAAUUCUAAAUAGCCCACUUGUCAUUUGGUCGGUCCUUCUAGUACUUCUGUCCGUACUGGGCUACUUAGUCGUGACCCUUAGAGCAUAAGGCUCCUCUGUUUUGACAGAGGAUUUUUUCUUGAAUAUUCUGACUUUGUAGCUUGAGUUCUGAGAUACCAGUAAUAAAAGUUUCAAGCCAUGUGAUUAACAGGUCUGUGGUAUACCACACCAGCCCUAAAGUAAAUCUUUAAGAGGAAAUUUGAUCAUUGAACAGGUCUUAUAGUUCGACCGUUCUGCCGUUUGCAGUCAUGGCUGCAACUAAUGUAAAGAAAGUCAACUUUUUUUGGACUAGACAUGCAAGAAGGAUUUCAAUUAGCUGAAACCCAUCAUUGCCAAGUUUAUGGAUUACAAAGGUGAGUAAUUUUUACAUUAGAGCCAAAAAUCUCCAACGUUUCUGCUUAGUUAAGGUGAAAUAA